CGGAUGUUGGAUUAUUGAAAGAUACGGAGUCGCGCCGCGAACGUAAGGAUUCGGGUGGAGUGUAAAUGUCCUUUUUGGGUCAAUGGAUUUAACCAAUUUACCCUGGGAUGGACGAGGCUGUGUGAAUGCUGUUGUGGAUAUGGAUGAGAGGCGUAAAGCGCUUCUGCCGUUCGCCGGCAGGAGGAUCGCCGAGGUACGUGCUCGGGCGAGGAAGGAGACGACAUUAUUGCAUCCCGCAGGACCUUCUCCGAAAUGGGUCAGGAACGCCCUGUGGCUUGUGCUCAAACGCGAUAACAGCCACUUAAGCAUUGUUCCCGGCACGAUCGAAGGUACCUCCCGAAUCGGCCACAAUCUCGACGGAACGAUCUCUCUGGGGAGAGGAGGCGUUAUGUGCCCAUCGAUCGCGGCGGAAAAGUGAAUCGAGUGCGCUCUUUGAAGAGUGCGACGCGCCGGAGAAUCGGAGGGUUGAAAAGCUUGUUGCGGUAUUAUCGAGUUUCAGUAGGGCCCGCGUUUACAUGAGCGGUCCAUGAAAACGAAUCGCUAUGAUAACUAAGUGCCCUCGAAUGCUGCGGGGACACGAGUCGAGUGCGAGCAAUCGUGGCUUUUUUUCGAUGAAAAGCCCCGUCAAGUAUCAAACCGUGAAGCCAACGAGUUCCCUAAACGCCAUUUCAAAUUUGCCGGCUCAUUAUGAAACAUAAAUUCUCGACGCGCUUUCGAACGUGCCGAGCCGUAUAAAAGCGCACCUCGCGGGGACGACGAAAUUACGACCAGGAACUUUCCCCAAAUGUAUGUAAAUACGGUUUGCUUAUUCCUAUAAUGCGACGAGCACACAGUACUGAGCGUACACACCGACCUCCUUUUAGUAAAUGGUAGUUAUGCAAAGAUCUGGAAUAGAAAUAUCCAACGGUCGAAACGUGCCGUGCGGCGAAAACUGAGAGGGAGUUAAGAUACAACUCCUGCACAGUUAUAAUACAUGAAUAAUUAAUUCGAAAGCGUCGUUUUCGAAAAUAACUCUUAAACAUAAUUAAUGGUUAAGAAAUAAACCAAUAUUAAUUUCGAUAUUAUACGAAAAGCAACCAUUUAUUUCAUAUUUCUG
Molecule: messenger RNA, 1096 nt
Organism: Dinoponera quadriceps
Lineage: Eukaryota; Metazoa; Arthropoda; Insecta; Hymenoptera; Formicidae
Exons: 2
Coding region: 83-418 (111 amino acids)
Source: RefSeq, a predicted model, not a curated record